Phalacrocorax carbo (great cormorant) is the source of this 3819-nucleotide messenger RNA. NCBI's taxonomy places the organism in Eukaryota, Metazoa, Chordata, Aves, Suliformes, Phalacrocoracidae. The record is from RefSeq and is a predicted model, not a curated record.
GGGAGGAAGAGGAAAGGGGGGGGAAGAAAAAGAGAGAGAGGGAGAAAAUCCUCCGUCGCCCCCUCCCCCUCCCUAAAAAAAAAAAAAAAAUUAGCAAGAGCGAGAGGAGGGGGGCUCACGGCGAAAAAUAAAUAAAAUAAAGAAAACGGCAGGAGCGGCUGCAGCCGGCAGCAGCGGCGGCAGCAGGGCAGCGGCGGCGGCGGCAGCCGAGGCGGAGGCAGGCGGCAGGCAGGGUCCCCUCGCUCCCCGCUCGCCCCCGGCGCCCGGCCGGCCGCCCCCCGCCCGCCCCCCGCCUCUCUCUCCGGCAGCCCGCAGCGAGACGCGCCGCUCCCCAGCACUUUUUUGGGCCCGAGAUAUGGCAAUGGUAGUUAGCAGCUGGCGAGAUCCGCAGGAAGACGUGGCCGGGGGCACCCCGAGCGGCCCCAACCCCGCCGCGGCGCAGCCGGCCCGGGAGCAGCCGCCCCAGCAGCAGGGGGGCUCGGCCGCCCCGCACACCCCGCAGACCCCCAGCCAGCCGGGACCCCCCUCCACGCCGGGGACGGCCGGGGACAAGGGAGCGGGCCAGCAGGGCUCGGGGCAGAGCCAGCAGCACAUCGAGUGUGUGGUGUGCGGGGACAAGUCCAGCGGCAAGCACUACGGCCAGUUCACCUGCGAGGGCUGCAAAAGUUUCUUCAAGAGGAGCGUCCGAAGGAACUUAACUUACACAUGCCGCGCCAACAGGAACUGUCCCAUCGACCAGCACCACCGCAACCAGUGCCAGUACUGCCGCCUCAAGAAGUGCCUCAAAGUGGGCAUGAGGCGGGAAGCGGUUCAGCGAGGAAGGAUGCCGCCCACCCAGCCCAACCCCGGCCAGUACGCCCUGACCAACGGCGACCCCCUGAACGGCCACUGCUAUCUCUCGGGAUACAUCUCCCUGCUGCUGCGGGCCGAGCCCUACCCCACCUCCCGCUACGGCAGCCAGUGCAUGCAACCCAACAACAUCAUGGGCAUCGAGAACAUCUGCGAGCUGGCCGCCCGCCUGCUCUUCAGCGCCGUCGAGUGGGCCCGCAACAUCCCCUUCUUCCCCGACCUGCAGAUCACCGACCAGGUGGCCCUGCUCCGCCUCACCUGGAGCGAGCUUUUCGUCCUCAACGCUGCUCAGUGCUCCAUGCCCCUCCAUGUGGCACCUCUCCUGGCCGCCGCCGGCCUCCACGCCUCUCCCAUGUCGGCCGACCGCGUCGUCGCCUUCAUGGACCACAUCCGCAUCUUCCAGGAGCAGGUGGAGAAGCUGAAGGCGCUGCACGUCGAUUCGGCCGAGUACAGCUGCCUGAAAGCCAUCGUCCUCUUCACCUCAGACGCCUGCGGCCUGUCGGAUGCUGCUCACAUCGAGAGCCUGCAAGAGAAGUCCCAGUGCGCGCUGGAGGAGUACGUGCGGAGCCAGUACCCCAACCAGCCCAGCCGCUUCGGGAAGCUGCUGCUGCGGCUGCCCUCCCUGCGCACCGUCUCCUCCUCCGUCAUCGAGCAGCUCUUCUUCGUCCGCUUGGUAGGUAAAACCCCCAUCGAAACCCUCAUCAGGGAUAUGCUACUGUCGGGGAGCAGCUUCAACUGGCCUUACAUGUCCAUCCAGUGCUCCUAGAGCCCGGCCCGCACCCCCGGCAGAGACGCGGCUGAGCGGCGGAGGCGGGAGCGAUCGCACCGAGGGGCAUUCGGGGUGCAGGGGGGGCCCGGGAGGCGGACACUGAACAAAAGAAAGGGCCGAGUAGGAGCAGAGGUGUGGCCGUGGUGUGGGGAGAAGGACGGACCUCGCGUCCGUGGAGGUUGUGGUGUUUCGCUUUUUUUUAUUUUGUUUUUUUUUUUUUUUUUGGAGUUUUGUUUUUUUUUCCCGGAGAGGAGGAAAAAAAUAAUAUUAAAAAAAGAGGCAAAAAGCAAAAAAAAAAAAAAAAAAAAGAAAAACCACAAAAAAAUAUGAGUAUUGAGGGGAUAUUAAUCAAACCUGAAGGGGAUACUGGAUCUUCCAGGAUUUAUUGUGGACUGUUGUUGAUAUAUGCUGUACAGUAACAAACAAAAACAACGCGUUGAAACUGAACUGAACCUUGUGUAGAAUGAAAAUCAACCGAGCAAACAAACAAAAACAAACAAACAAACAAAAAAUCCACACGCAAACACUUACCACAAGCAUUGUUACUCAUUUUGUAAAAUAUUAGUCUUUAUUUUCAUCUUUUGUAAAACUUAAAACAUCGUAUGCGCAUAAAGAAAAGAAAAAAAAAAAGAAACAAGAAUUAGGGGAAAAUAACAUUUUCCAAAUAAUUAUAAAAAGAAUUGUCCUGUGUCUAUGUAUCUAUAUCUGUUUUGUAUUUUUUUCUGGUUCCAAACCAGGUUUCCUGUGAUUCUAUACUAAUAAUUUUUGAUAUAACCCUUUGCUUCUUAUAAUGAGUGCGAUAUAUGUUGUCGAAGCUGUUCUUCAAGAAUUAAAAUUGAAGUGAGAAUUUAAACAAAAAUAAAAGAAUUUAGCAAAAAAAAUCAACUUAUCACCCCACAACCCAUGAGUCUUGUUGCUUGAAACAUGCCAACAGUUCACAAAAAAAAAAAAAAUCAAUAAAAACCAACAACAACAAACCAACCUAAACAAACAAACCAACAACAACAGAAAUCUCCCUGGAUUUUUAACUCCUGAACUGGUGUUUAAAAGGGAGAACUUAAAAAAUACUCGUGUGGGGUAACCAAGUCACGUGAAACACGUGAUGUUCCAAAGUGGACUUGACUGUCUAAGUCUAGGGCUGAGCUGUCGAGGCCUAGGAAGACGGAGCAGGAGGCGCGACGCCAUGCCGUCGAUAACCUUGCCUCUGCUGGGACUGCAAGGCAAACCCUUCACCAAGGCCCACGGGCCCAUCACGCUGGCCUACCCUCUUUGGAAAGACCUUUUCCCAUCAGCUGGAGUUCCUCCUGAGUUCACACCUUGCUGCUUGCUCGCAGACACCGUGGUCAUGGAUUGAAGUCACCGUAUGCCCCGCAUCGCUGCGCCUGCAGUGGGAGGCAUACUGUAGCCAUGGCUUCUGCUUGCUGCAGGCACGGUGGCUUUCUGCUUUUGGGGGCUUGGGGUGGGGUUUGGGUGGGUUGGGUUGGUUUUUUUGCUUCUUUUCUCUUCUUUUCCACCCCAAGGACUCGCCAACCCUGGUAUGCGCUCUCGCUUGCAUGCCUUGCGCUCGCUGUCAGCCGAAACAUCCCCUCUCCCUCUUUCUUCUGGCUCCAGUCGCUGUGCGUGGAGGGAGGAUAUUCCCAGCCUAUUAAUAUAGAAAUCCAACUGGAUGCUUGCUCGUUGGGUGGCGAGACAGGGCAUUUUGUGAGCGCUCGUGUGCCACAGCCAUGCACAAAACAUGGGCCCGUGGCCCCCCACACCAUGGCCGCCCACCCCAGGGGCCCAAGCUCAGUGCCGAAAGGCCCGCUUCGUUUCGUCUCGUCUUUUUUUGCAAAGAAAAUUAAAAAUCGUUUCUGUAAUGGAGCUCCUUUGAAGGUAAAGGCUUCACAAUGCUUCUAGCUGGUGGUGCAGAUCUCUGUAACAGCUUUCAGUGCAUUAAUGUUUUAUAGGAUCUGAGACGGAGCUGUAAGAACACAUACUACCAAGGGAGCUCUUUCUUAACGUAUUAAUAAAGCUGGAUCUUUAAAAAUAACAUUCCCCCCCUCAUGCAGACACCUCCUGUGCCCUCCAAACAAGCCCGGAUGAGGCAGGCUUUUCAGUUUGUGGAGUCAUGGGCAAUGUUUUCCUUUUAAUUUGCUGUCCUCCAUACUCUCCUUCUCUCCCUCGCUCUCUCUCUCUUUUUUUUUUUUUUUUUUUUUUUUUUU